This is a messenger RNA of Linum tenue, 642 nucleotides long. NCBI's taxonomy places the organism in Eukaryota, Viridiplantae, Streptophyta, Magnoliopsida, Malpighiales, Linaceae. The record is from the annotation of a GenBank genome assembly.
AUGUUGCGAGUUGUUAGCACCUUAUUCGGUCCCUCGAGAGCCACACGAAACCCGGUUCAGAUAUUGUCCCGGCAUUUCCACAGGGACCCGAUUCCGGUGGCUUGGGAGAGGCCCGACGCCGGAUGGACGAAGCUAAACUUCGACGGCUCGUGUAAAGGCCUGAAGGGCGUGUCGAGCAUAGGCGGGGUGUUCAGGAACCACAAGGCCGAGUUCAUGCUGGGCUACGCGGAGCCCAUCGGCUCGACCACCAGCGUGGUGGCCGAGCUGGCGGCCCUCCAGCGCGGGCUGGAGCUCGUGCUGGAGAACGGGUGGAGCAACGUCUGGCUCGAAGGGGACGCCAAAUCGGUCGUGGAGGUCAUCUCGCGGCCCAACAGCAGGAAGCUGCUAAGCUGCGAGAUGGCUCGAAGACACGUCAGUCACAUCAACCUGAUCAUGUCGGAGAUCGAUAACUGCAUGGUAAAGCACGUCUAUCGAGAAGGGAACAGGGUCGCGGAUAAAUUUGCCCAGAUGGGGCAUGGGUUGGACCGGCCGAGAGUCUGGAGGCACGUGCCGCCGGACGAUGAUGUUUUGCUGCGGAUUGUGCAGGAGGAUGCCGUGGGGAAGAUCAUCAUCCGGAACCGGAGGAGACAAGACAGACAUUAA